Molecule: messenger RNA, 1200 nt
Organism: Penicillium brasilianum
Lineage: Eukaryota; Fungi; Ascomycota; Eurotiomycetes; Eurotiales; Aspergillaceae
Source: the annotation of a GenBank genome assembly
AUGGUUGAUACUCACCAACAAAAUAUUGCGCUGGGGAUCGUCGUCGCGUUCCCCAUUCUGGGUGGACUUGCCGUCCUCUUGAGGCUCUGGAGUCGUCGAUUAUCACGAUCGGCACUCACCAGCGAUGACUAUCUGAUCACGGCAGGAUAUAUUCUGGCUAUCGGACAAUCCGUGACCUCAUGGUAUUAUAUCAAAUACAACUAUGUCGGCAUCCAUUACGCGGAUAUUCCUAAAGAUUACGAUGUCAAAAGAGGCUUAAUCUGGAACUAUGCCAAUCAGCUCCUUUACAAUCCCACCUUGACGGUCAUCAAGCUGUCUAUGCUGGUAUUCUUGCGCAAGCUAGAGUCUCGGUCCCGCGUCGUCAACGGCUUGAUCUGGGGCGCCAUUGCUUUUGUCAUCGGUCUCUUCGUCGCUGUGCUGUUUGUUGACAUUUUUCAAUGCCAACCAGUCGCUUAUGUCUACGAUAUGAGUAUCCCAGGUGGCAAAUGCAUUGCUCAGGGUAAAUUCUACGUCUCGACCGCCGCCCUCAAUCUCGCCACGGACUGUGUCGUGCUUUCAAUUCCCAUAAUCAUCACCUGGGGCUUGCAGAUGCCCCUGCGACGCAAGCUUGCUGUGUGCAUCAUCCUGUGCCUUGGUGGAGUUGCCACUGCCAUCGGUGUCUGGCGCAUCGUCAUCCUCGCCGAAGGCUUCCUCAGCAAUAAGGUCAACCUGGACCCAACCUACAGCAUCGGCUUCUGCAGUUCCGCCAUCGAAGUCAACGUCGCCGUGGUCACUGCCUGCGGUCCUUCCAUGAAAGCCAUCGCCAGCCGAUACCUACCCCGUCUCCUCGGCACUUCCCGCGGUGAAACCUCCGGCUACGGUCCCAAUACCAGUGGCUCGCGCGGACGAUUCCCCGGAUCGAAGCUCUUCGCAACCAACAAAUCGCAGCUGCACUCGCACGCAGACGACGGAUACGAGAUGGCGGACCCGAAUGGCGGACACACGGUAGACAUCGGCCACGAUGCGAAUAGUCGCUUCGACAUGCGCAAGUAUCGCCGCCGCGGGGAGGAUAGUCCGAGUAUCAGCAGUAACAGUGAAGAUGGUGUUGUCGGUAUCGUCAAGACCACCGAUGUGUCGGUCAAAUAUACCGUCGGUGAAGUGACCCCCGAUGAAAGACGGUCGCGGGAUGGCAAGCACGCCAGCAUGGACAGUCUGGUGUAG